GUGAUAUAAUCGUUACAUUACGCAUAAAAAUGCAUUUAAAAUCAGAAUUAAUUUUCACUUCGUUUGUAUAUAUAACUAUAAUUAGACUUAUCAGAUCUCAAAACUUACAAAGUCCUUGUCCAGAUGUGUUCCAAUAUAGAUUCAACGAACAAGUAGGACUUUAUGGAGAAUUACAAAUAAUUACAGAACCUACAAACUAUUUACAGUUAAAUCUGCAGAUGUCUAUAGGAAAUUCUGUCAAGAGCUACAAUGGUAAAUUGGAAUUGGCGAAUUAUAAAACGGCAGCAGCAACUAUAGCCAACGGUCAACCACUUCUCUAUUACCUAUAUUUUCCCGUAUGGUACCAUAUAGCGCCAAAAAUUACACAGAUCCUGGUUAAUGGGAAUUUAAUUUGUAGCGGACCUAAAAUUCCAAUGAAUUCAGUGCCGAUUAUAACAACGGUGAAUUUACAGCAUACGUUGAAGAUCAAUGUACAGCCUUUAUCUACAUCGAAUAUGCCGCCCGAAAAUAAUUUAAUCCCAGUGAGGGAUAAUUCCAAUAUGAAUUCGAAUGAACCUACUGACGUUCACUAUUACCAGUUAGAUGAAUAUGGAAGACCCAAACCACCUGUUAAGGAGCCAAAUAAAAAUAAAUUUAAUUUCAAUCCUACACUACCACCGAAUCGUCAAGAUUUCAGGCCAAUACCGGAUCCACCUGGAGCCAGAUCUCCACCAUCUGAAUCAUCUAACCAACCUCCACCACCUCCUCCGCCUGGUCCAUCAAGGCCACUUCGACCACCUUCACCUUAUGGACCACCUGAAGUGCAUCCACCACCUCCGGAAUAUGGACCACCUGGACGACCACUCCGACCUCCACCAUAUGGCCCCCCAGAAUCGCAUCCACCCCCUCCACCGCAUGGACCAUCUCGAUCACCUCCCCCACCUCCGGUUCAUGGACCGCGUCCAUCACCACCACAAUCGGAAUCAAUACCACAACCCCCCGCACCGGUAUCUGAGCCUUCUGUAACUGGACCCCGACUAAAUCCUUCAGAAAUAUACAAGGAAAAUCCAUUUUUCAAUAAUGGAAACAUUGGAGGUUCUAGACCUUCUAACAUAUCACCAUUGCAUCCCACUCAAAAUACCCCAACCGAGUCUUCUAGCUUCGAAUCUUCUGACACUGAUGUCGAUUUUCCAGAAGAUUUUGAUUUAGCUUUAAAGAACGGUAAACAAUCUACUAGACCUUUCGAUGAUGUUUGUGGACAAUCAAUAAGCACAAAUCAUUUAAUUUUCAAUGGACGCGCCGUUCCCAGAGGUGCGUAUCCGUGGUUAGUGGCAGUAUUCCAGGUUAAAACCACUGGAUUGAAUUAUAUUUGCAGUGGGUCUCUGAUUUCUAACAAGCACAUUGUAACAGCUGCACAUUGCGUAGAAAGUGACAGAAAAAAGCUCAGACCUCAAGAGCUUUUAUUAAUUCUGGGUAAACUGAAUAUCCAUAAGUGGAUACCCGUAAAAGGAGAAAAAAUAGUGGAACCUGUGUCUAUAACGAUUCAUCCUGAUUACGAGAGUUUGACCAGCGAUGCCGAUAUCGCUGUAUUAAUACUUGACGAAGCUCUGCAGUUUACAAAAUAUAUAAGACCUAUUUGCCUCUGGAAGGGAGAUACAGAUUUAGACUAUAUUGCAGGGCAAUUUGGUACAGUAGUUGGUUGGGGAAAAGACGAACACGGCGUUUUAAUGACUGAAGAACCAAAACAGACUGACUUACCAGUAGUGACACAAGAAAAAUGCCUGGCUAGUAAUUUACAAUUUCAUUACAUUACAUCCAAUAGAACAUUUUGUGCAGGUUUCCGAAAUGGAACCGGUCCGUGUAAUGGGGACAGUGGAGGAGGAUUCAUAAUGAAAUUGAAUGGAAAAUGGAUAUUGAGAGGAAUCGUCUCAUUAUCAAUUUCGGAAACGAAUACUAGAAGCUGUGAUCUAUCAAAUUAUGUUGUUUUCACCGACGCUAGUAAAUUUUUAGAUUGGUUAUUGACCUUUCUUGAAUAAAAUUAGAAUUUAUGAUGA
Molecule: messenger RNA, 2033 nt
Organism: Diorhabda sublineata
Lineage: Eukaryota; Metazoa; Arthropoda; Insecta; Coleoptera; Chrysomelidae
Product: serine protease gd-like
Exons: 8
Coding region: 30-2015 (661 amino acids)
Biological process (GO): proteolysis
Molecular function (GO): serine-type endopeptidase activity
Source: RefSeq, a predicted model, not a curated record